ACAAGUUGAAAAACCAUGCUCACCUCAUCAAAUCCAUGAUAAAAAUAGCUCAACAAACAAAGGAUUUCCUCAAAUCCAUAAUGCACAAAAUCCCUAAUAAAUCCCAAAGUUUUUAAUUAGCAAAUCCAUGACAAAACCCUCGUUUUAAAUUCCUUGAAGCAAACUACCUUAGCUUAAGAUGUUAUAUUCUUAUUCAGAAUAUGAAAUGUUACCACCACUACAAAGAAUGAUAUCCUUCUUUUUUUAGGUUUACAAUUGAUUGUCCAUGGUUAAAAAAAAAAAAACUUUCAAGUACUACAGUAGUACAAAACUCUUUUAAGAUCUUUAGAGGGUACAGAGAAUUGUUGAGGUGGGAUUUUUGGAGUUGAACCAAUGGAAAACGGACACGCAACCUAUACAAAGUCCCCAGCUGCCUGCCAAUCCAGUCUUCUUCAACCGUAGCCGACUACUACAGUAUAGUAAUAGUAUCCGAUACGGCCACUGUUGCCACGUCGGGAAAUCUACAGCCAAAGCCCGGCAGCAGAGCAACCCGCAGCUACGUACUUAAAAGAUGGGCGCAAUCUUUUUGGGAUGGUUGCUGCUGUACGGGAUCCGGAUCAACCGCUGCAACUGCAAGCCUGCAACGUCGUUGAUCAUGAUUGAAGAGUUUACGAGGUCAGAUGUACGGUCACGAUUUGUGUUUUCUCCGGAAUUAAACGAUGGAUAUCCAAAUCGAUGGCGGACCAAGAAAAUAAAGUAAAAUAAAAAUUAUAUUAUUCUUAAAUAUGGAAAUACUCCGCCCAUACAAGUUAAAAAAAAGUCAACGAUGUAUUUUCAUAUUAAAAAAAAAAAAUUAUAAAAUACACUUGGUGUCUACACUGCUCAACAAAUUUGUCUCGGUAUAUCCCACUAGACAAUCAUUCACGAACUGACGCAUAUUUGACUUCUAAAUUUGUUCAUGAUGUAACUCAAAGCCGAAUAAACACUUUCGACGCUUUUAGUACAGCCAUAAAAUCAAUACAUUGUAAUUAUAUUAAUUGUUGGGUUUUGAAAAUAAUUAAAGAUAGAGAAUAAGAUUUUGCUAUUACACAAUGUUUAGAAUAUAACAACAAAAAAGUUGUAGCCAAAUGAAAAUUACAUUUAUUAGUAAUAGUAGUGUCCUGGGUUUGACUUACUCUAACUACCACUUAUAUUCUCAUACGCAAACCACAAACGAGAAUAGUAUAAUCAUUCUUUCAAAUUUCAGGAUGUCCCGAAUUAUUAAUUAUAAUUUUUUUCUUGUCUAUACGUAGAUUACCAUCGAGAGUUGGAUAAUCGAUCUUUCAAAAUUUAAGGAGUGUCCCGGGACACCCUAAAUGGCCCUGGAUCCAAUAGGAAGGGGGACAGUGGAACAAAGUUUAUUGAUGAACAGUGAAACCGAAUCUGUGUGGCAGCAAGAGUCAAAGAUUCAUUUUCUGUAAGGAUACGGACGGUUGAAGACGACAGUGAAGAAGAAGAAGAAGGGCAGUAGUAGUAGUAAUUAAUGUAUAGUGUGAAUGUGAUGGAUGGAAAUUAGGGGUCGUCCUUUGUCCCCGUUGUAGGACGCACGACCUCCCCUUUCUUCCUUCUCUCUGCCUCUGCAGCUCCUUCCUAAGGUCUACUAUACCUUUAGACUGGACUCAUGAUGAGAUCAAAGAAUUCAUAUACGAGUUAACAACAAAAUUAUCUAAAACCCUGUUGUUCUAAGUCAUUGUAUGUGGCAACUGAUACCCCGGUUCGAAACACAUUGGGAGCGCAGAUAGUCGAGCAGGUUUAGAGGGAAAUUGUGUUGUUAUAUCUAGUGGUGGUUCCUGAUUUGUAAUUAACGUUGAGAUCCGAUGAAGCUUGCUUUUUUUUUCUUCUGUUGUCAUGCAGAUCUAUCACUAUGAGAAAAUAUACAACGUCUGUUUGUUGUGACUCGUGAAAUGUAACUACAUAAUCAUGAAAUAUAGUGAAUUUUAUCAUAGAAGAGUGUGGAUUAAAUUGUUCGGACGGAACAAUGGUCUCAUUUAAUAGAAGAUGUGUUAAGAAUUCAGAUACGAGUUAACUACAAAAUAAUAUAAACUCUGUUGUUCUACGUAGUGGCAACUGAUACCCCGCCCGGCUCAAGCGAGCGAGGCCGUGGUAGAAUGGUCGUAUCGCAGGUUUUCAGCCUUGAGCCCCCAGUUUCAAAUCCCAGGGACGAUGUUCGUUUCCCCCUUCCCCCACCCCUCUAGUAGUACCUUGUAACAGGUCUCUGUGCACAAAAAAAAAAAAAAUUAUCCCACUCAAAACAAAUUGGGAGCACAGAUAUUUAAGCAUGUUAGCUAGUGAAAUUGUAUUGUAUUUCUCUAGUGGUGAUUCUUAAUUUGUAAUUACUAUUGAGGUUCGAUGAAGGCAUGAAGCUUCUUUUUCUUUUUGUCAUGUACAUCUAUCACAAUGAGAAAAUAUAUGACAUCUGUUGUAACUUGGGAAAUAUAACUACAUAUAGUCAAAUCCGUUUAACACAUAAGAUUUAUGAUACACAGUCUUAUUAUAAGCGCAACCUACGAAUUGAAAGCACAAUAUAUUACAAGUAAGAUAUUUCAUAUUUCUUCAAGAAUCGCUUCUCCUUGUGCAUCCAUCACCUAAAAGUCGAGACACUCGUUCAUCUAUCACCAGCUUGACAUCCCACAGAAGAGAACCUCCACAACUGGCGGGCUGGACAAUGUAUGUCUAAACUGGGCCUUGUUUGCCAUCACCGCACAACAUAUCCAUAAUAGCCUGAUAUUGGACAGUUCGGCCCAAAUAUUGUGACCCAAUUUACGGCCCAUCGGUAAUUUAGUAUGGAUCAGAUCCAUUCCGAAUGUAUCGUCCCUGUAUUAACUUGGGCUACAUCGCCUUUUGUUCUGGCAGUUGUAUUGUCGUAAGCUUGGGUGGGUGAUCAAAACUGAGCAUGAUGAAAUAAGAUAACAGGAAUUAUGAGUUAACUGUUUUUAUUAAUAGGAUUUUCACCAUACUUUCUACAACAAAACCAGAGAGAGAAAGCUUGGGAGAGAAAAGGCUCCCUCCUCUCUCCUGUUUCUCUACCGGUCGCAUUUAUGACCGUUGAAGCCAAGCCUCCGUCCGAGGAGGCGGACCAUUGCCUUAAACCGCCUGAUGGCUCGCCGGCGAGCUCGCCGACCCAGCCAACGAAGAAGUCCAAGUGCAUCGAAAGCAAUGGUAGCCCUGGCCAAGCGGAAAGGGAUUUUCCCGUCGUCACUGCCAGAGAGCACCAGCAGAGUAAAUUGAAAAGUGAAGCUGAACAGCCCACAGAGAAGGGAGAGCAGAGCAUCCCAAUGAAUAUGAGCCCACGGAGGGGAACGUAUAAAGAUAGAAUGCUGGGUAACACCCCGCCGCCGGAAUUCUCGGAUGGGGAAGAGCUAAUGUCCGAUGAAUCAGAAGGGGAAGAUAGAGAUGACGACCCAGAUUGCCCGACGAUUAGGGUUAAGAAAAGCACGAAUGCCAGAAUGAGAAAAAUUUGGCACAGAGCGAUUACCUUCAGAGUUUUGGGUACUGUGUUCCCCUUUUCCUUCCUCCAACGAAGGGUGAUGAAGAUGUGGGCCAAAACCGGAGGAAUCAAGAUUGGUGACAUCGGUAAUGGAUACUACCAAGCAAUUUUCGACUCUCAGUUGGAUCACGAUCGAGCCUUGUACGGAGGACCCUGGACAAUGGAAGACCAUUACAUCGUUGCAGAACCAUGGAGGCUCGACUUUGAUCCAGACUAUGACACAAUCGACAGAACCUCGGUUUGGGUAAGACUUCCCAGAUUGCCUCUUGCUUACUUUGAUGAGGAGAUCCUUUACAGUAUAGGUGAGAAACUGGGGAGAGUUGAAAAGAUUGACUAUAAUACAGCUAAUGGGUUCCGAGGGAACUAUGCUAGAAUCUGUGUGGAAAUCGAUCUUAGGAAGAAAUUGGUUUCGAAAUAUAGACUGAAGAGAAGAGUGAGAAGAGUUGAAUACGAAGGAUUACACAUUGUCUGCUUUGAGUGUGGCCACUAUGGACAUAAAGAAGAGAAAUGCCCAAUCCGCCUGGAGGGUACUGUUCUAUCACCAGAAGAGAAGUCCAAAGAUCAAAUGAUGCCCAGUCCAAACCUGGAAGUCAGACCAGAAAUCACUGAGGACUUUGGACCCUGGAUGUUGGCUACACGAGCUAGAAGAAGAAGACAGCCAAUGAAAAAAACUAACAACAACUACAAGAAGGAAGAACAACAAAAGAAUGCAUCAGGCUCCCGUUUUACUACUUUAGAGGAAGAAGAAGAAAGGAAUGAGGAAGGGGAGGUAGCAGAAGAAGAACAAGAACAUAAUGAUCAGAAUGAGACUGAGAAAGCAUACCAGAUGGAGGUGGAUGGAACGGAAGGUGGAAAUAUAGGGAAGGAAGAAAAGAAACAAGGGGGGAAGAAGAGUAGAGAUACUCCACAGGAAGAAGGAAAAGAGAUAAAGGAGAAAAAAAGGGAUGACAAACACAGUAAGGAAAUGAACAGGAAGGGGAACCAGAAGACCACCCCUGAGAAUAACACCCAGAAAACAGUGGGUAGGACACAGAUUGUGAAGCCUCAGCAGGAGGCAGCCAUUCCAUCUAAAGAGACCAAGGCAUGAAAGAAAAAUGAAGAGGGACCACCUGUCCAUCUAAAACAAUCUCAGAACCAAGGUGAAACAAGCAAACCCAGCAGCAGCGACACAAAACAUGGAAAGGGCAAAAUUUCGUCUGUUGGUGCCAUAAAAUGCCACCAACCAA
Molecule: messenger RNA, 4731 nt
Organism: Linum trigynum
Lineage: Eukaryota; Viridiplantae; Streptophyta; Magnoliopsida; Malpighiales; Linaceae
Source: the annotation of a GenBank genome assembly